Agelaius phoeniceus (red-winged blackbird) is the source of this 741-nucleotide messenger RNA. RefSeq names its product potassium channel tetramerization domain containing 14 (gene KCTD14). The record is from RefSeq and is a predicted model, not a curated record. Gene Ontology annotation, molecular function: protein binding. Gene Ontology annotation, biological process: protein homooligomerization. NCBI's taxonomy places the organism in Eukaryota, Metazoa, Chordata, Aves, Passeriformes, Icteridae.
AUGAGCAUUUCGUCAGAGCACAAGCCCCUUGGGAAGCAGGUCACCAGCAGCCUGCAUAUGGUGAGUAAGUUGUCACCAAUUGUGGAGUUAAAUGUUGGCGGGGAGAUGUACACGACAACACUGAGCACCUUGAAGAAACACCCUGGCUCCAAGCUGGCAGAGAUGUUCACCGGCCAGCCCAAACUCAGGACUGACUCUGAAGGGAGGUUCUUCAUCGACAGGCCAGGCACCCACUUCAAAUACAUUUUGGAGUACCUGCGCAGUAACCAAGUGCCCACCCAGUGCAUCCAGGACGUCUACAAGGAGGCGUUGUUCUAUGACAUAGAGCCUUUGAUCAAGCAGCUUGAGGACUCCCCACAGAUCUUUGGGGAGCUCGUGGCGAGGAGGCAGUUUCUGGCUCGUGUGCCCAACUACAAUGAGAACAUCGAGCUGAUGAUCCGCAUCGCGAGGGCGGAAGCGGUUGCGUCCCGACAGUCCAGCGUCAUCGUAUGCGUGGUCAGAACCGAGGAGGACGCAGCCAGGUGUCAGGAUGCCUUGAACAGUUUGGACAUGGAUAAAAAAUCUGUGGUGAAGUUUGGCCCCUGGAAGGCUGUGCCCAGUAUUUCUGAUCUGCUGGACUGCAUUCAAAUGGACAUUGAAGCCAAGGGGUAUAAAAUAUCCUUUCAGCCCCAUGUUGCUGAAAAAGGUUUUCGCUUCAAGUCGCAUGACUUCUUCUACAAGUUCCUGUUCACCUGGUGGUAA